This is a messenger RNA of Megalobrama amblycephala (Wuchang bream), 1862 nucleotides long. RefSeq names its product ripply transcriptional repressor 3 (gene ripply3). The record is from RefSeq and is a predicted model, not a curated record. Lineage: Eukaryota; Metazoa; Chordata; Actinopteri; Cypriniformes; Xenocyprididae. Gene Ontology annotation, biological process: negative regulation of transcription by RNA polymerase II; embryonic pattern specification. Bases 1094 to 1405 code for a protein of 103 amino acids. Gene Ontology annotation, cellular component: nucleus. The transcript has 4 exons.
CUUUAUUGUUUAUCGUCCUCUAGCGGCCACCUUUCUUGUGAUGAUUUCCAACAUAUAGUAUAACAGUAUUGAACAAAUAUAGACUACAACAAAUAGAAAUAGAUAAUAUACAGUAUAAUAUAAAUAAUAAUACAGGUAAAAAAAGGGGAAAAAUAAUAGUAAAAGAAACAGUAUAAAAUAAAAAAACAAUAAAUAAAUAUAUAAACGGAAAAAAGAACAGGUAUGAGAUCAUCAUAUAAAUAGCAUAAAAGCUUCACAUAUCUGAAAUAACAAAAAGUUUAGUUUUCUGUUUAUGUAUAUGGUAUUUCCCCAUAAUCAAACAAAGAUUAACAAUAAAGGCCACAUUUGGUGGUCAUCUUUGUCUAUUAAAAUAAUAAAAAAUAUAUUUUUCAGAAAAGUAACCUUUCAUGCCUAAGCAUUUACAAAUGAAACAUUCCAAAUCGAUCCAAAACAUUUUGCUAUUAAUGCAGUUAAAAAACAUUUAUAAAAACAUUUCAUUCUUUCUCAGUCCCACAGAAAUCACAUGUAACUUCUACAUCAGAAUCCUAAGAGAUUUAACACACCAGAUGGAGUAUUUUAAAAUGAACUUCUCACCUUAUUUGUUAUGCAAUAUUUAUUAUUAUAUAAUAUUAUUAUUUUUUAGAUAUUUGCAGUCAAUGCACUCAAAUUUAGAAUGAUUUACGACAUGACGUUUAGAAUGACGUCACGUCGAAUUAAACUCAAUGUGUUUAAGAUGAACAAGUGGUCCUUCAAACCUCAAACGUGUCGCAGUCUGAAGUAAAUCGUGCUGUAGUGAGUAUCAGCUGUGCCUCAACAUUUCUAAAAGAAAACACUGUAAGAACAGCGCCAUAAAUUCUGCCAGAAGCCAAAAUAAGCUGUUUUCACAAGUGCGCGUGAACGAGUGUCCCUGACUCGAGCUUCACACCAGUGUCUCUGUUAUUUUAGAUUAUAUUACAACACAAAAACUGUUGCUGUGUUUAUUUUUAUUGAUUGAUGUCGGAUUGGCGGGUGCACGCAGAACACGCCCACCUCUCAGCGCGUGUUGGAGCGCGCCUUCAUCAGUGUGCGGGAGCGCGCGCGCAGUCAGUGUGGAAUGAUGCUGCCGAGUGUGCACGCGGUCCAGAGGGUCGGUUGUCCUGCGAUAUGGAGACCGUGGGAUCUUUCAACAAGAGAGACACAGUUAAAUAAAAUGGUUUCUGGAGGCUCCAGGCGGAUUCAGGCGUCUGAAGAUGUUUUCCAUCAUCCUGUGAGGCUGUUUCUGCCCAGAUCCAGGAUGCAGGAAUAUCUGUCUCAUCUGGGCAGGACGGUUUUGGCCAGUUUCCCCGUUCAGGCCACGCUGCACUUUUACAACGAUGAAGAGUCCAGCUCUGAGGAAGACGAGGAUGGUGACACAGACAGCCAUUAAAGACAGAUCUGCAUCACAUGAACUCACUCGUGAGCUGUGCGUGAACACUGUUUAGGAAACAAGCCGUGGGAAUGAGGAUCGGGAACACUGCGAUAUGUUACAGGAAGCGGAGCUGAUCCACGGAGAUUCUCACCUGAGCCGAGCAGGUAUACGGCGCGACAGGUCGGGUCACGCGGCAGUGAGACGGGUCACGCCAUCAAAGAGAAAACAGACCUUUGAUCUGAGGAACAUCCGUUCACAUCAUCCCACAUCCGGGAACGUCUUUAAGGUGUCUUUAAAUAUUAUCCCUGAUAGUGUUUCAUUUGUAUGUUGUCAUUAUUUCCAUUAUAUCAUUAUUUUAAUGUUUAUUACGGUGAAGCUGCUUUGAAACCAUCUGUGUUGUAUAACUUCAGAGAAAUAAAGCUGACCUGUUAUUGCUGGAAAUCUAAACACAAAUAAAGACAUAAAUUGCUCAAUA